Pleuronectes platessa (European plaice) is the source of this 2863-nucleotide messenger RNA. RefSeq lists its product as uncharacterized. Gene Ontology annotation, molecular function: S-adenosylmethionine-homocysteine S-methyltransferase activity; zinc ion binding. The record is from RefSeq and is a predicted model, not a curated record. Lineage: Eukaryota; Metazoa; Chordata; Actinopteri; Pleuronectiformes; Pleuronectidae. Gene Ontology annotation, biological process: S-methylmethionine cycle. The transcript is spliced from 9 exons. Bases 143 to 1249 code for a protein of 368 amino acids.
ACCCGGAACAACAACAGUUUACAAAGCGACCUCAUAUAUGUGUAUCCAUCUCACUGUAAGAAGUCAGUGUGUGUUUGUCAGUAGUCUGUGUUAUAAUAAUAGUUACAUCCUAGACAGACGUAGAUAGAACCAGUGUUUCUCUAUGGCUUCACGUCUGAGAGCUGACAUGGCUGACAAUCAACCUCUGAUUCUGGAUGGAGGACUAGCGACUGAACUGGAGGCACAAGGAAUACAUUUACAGGGAGAUCCUUUGUGGAGUGCCAGACUGUUGCAGACUAAUCCCCAGGCCAUAAGAGAGGCUCAUUACAGUUUCCUGCGCAGUGGAGCUGAUGUUAUCACCACAGCCACAUACCAGGCAAGUAUCCCAGGGUUCAUCACUCACAUGGACGUGAGCUCUGAAUGUGCCAGAGAGCUGUUGAUGUCUGGUGUUCACCUGGCCAAAGAGUCCGUGAAGAGAUUUGUCUCUGAGAGCCGUGCAACAGAGCAAAAAUGUCCCCUUGUGGCCGGCUCUGUUGGACCAUACGGGGCUUUUCUGCACAAUGGUUCAGAGUACACUGGGGAAUAUGCAGAGAAGAUGAGGAUUGAGGAACUUAAAGAAUGGCAUCGGCCACAGAUUGGUUGCCUAGCAGCAGCAGGAGCUGACCUCAUUGCUUUUGAGACAAUCCCAAGUAUCAAAGAGGCAGAGGCUCUGGUGGAGCUGCUCAGAGAGUUUCCCAACACCAAAGCGUGGCUCUCCUUAUCCUGUAAGGAUGGGAGGUGUAUAUCAGACGGCAGCCCGUUCACAGAUGCAGUGAAGAUUGCUAACAGAUCCCUACAACUAGUCGCUGUAGGAGUCAACUGCUGCUCUCCAGCACUGGUGGAGCAGCUGCUGGACUCUGCAGGCUCCCUGCUGAGCCCAGAUAUGAGCUGGGUGGUGUACCCCAACAGUGGAGAGGAGUGGGACACAGAGCAGGGGCUCCUUCAAAUGCAGCUGAGAAAUGAAUCCUUCCAUCCACGAGAAACAAAGGAUCCUUCACGGCCAAACCUAUCCCAGGAUUCAUUGGGCUUCAGUGACCAACCAUUUUCAAAGAGGUGGAUGACUCCAGGAAAAGCAUCAGCAUCAAUUCUUGAACUCAGUCAUACAUGGUUGAAGCAAGGUGCCUUCUUGAUAGGAGGCUGCUGCCGUAUUGGUCCUGCUCACAUUAAAGAGUUACGACAACAUUUAAAAGGAAGUUGUACCUCUGCAGCCUCUGCAGAGCGACUGGACUGAAACUGUAACAGUGAUUGUGACAAAGGCAAAGAAGUCUGUUCUGGGAGUUUGUAAAAAUCUUCAUUUAUUGUAAAAUAAAUUAAAUAUACCACUACAUCAAAACCAUUUGGGUACACGAUGACAUCUGUAUUGGGACAAAGACAAAGACCUUCUUGGUAAAAGUGUAAGAAUAAAUUAAAUGUGUACAUAAACAGAAAAAAUAAAACCAUGUAGUCGUUCACAUUUUGUUUCAAGGUGCGUGAAGGAUUCCACCAUCACUUCUGUACAGAAUCCCGUCUUUUAAAAACUGGAAGGGUCUAUGCAACCAUCGCAAUGAAGGUUUCACUAAGCACAACAGCUGCUUUAACAACAUGUGGGACUCGACGGAAUAUCCACUGAACUAACCACUGUACGUCAGGCACAAAACAAGCCCACUCACUGUACCUCUACUAUGGAAUAUGAAGGGAUGAUCUUUGAUCUGAAUUCACAGCAAAAUAUGUCAUUAUCAUGUUUCCUAAGACAGCAAGAGCUGAAUAUAAUGUACUCUAAUACAGUAUCAAAGCAGGGAGGUAAAGACGAUGUGACUGAAACAUAACUUAACACAAAGAAAUGGGUUUGAUCAAAUGAAAAUAAUCUUGUAGUGUUACUGUCACAUGGGAAUGUAAAUACACAGGUGGAAAAAAUAAAAGAAACACCUUCCAGUGCUGUACCCCCGUGAUACUCAUGCUUUAAGGAGUGUUGAUUCACCGAUCUUCAUUUUUAAGGGUUCAAUGUUUGGGUCAGGAGGUAUCUACUGUCUCUCUUUAACACUGAAGUAUUCUUCUGUUUGCAAUGCGUCACCAGAAUUUUAAAGAACGACUGCACUAUUUGAAACUGAUGCUCAAGCAAUCCAGACAGCAACCAUCUGUCCUCCAUGGGGCUGCAAAGUGUCGUCCGCCGCCUCGAAAGUCAGACAGUAAUAGCGCCAUCGAUUUAAUACGGCUCACGGGUGUAACUAAUUGUGUAACUGUGACUUGUAUAUGGUUGCUGGUGCAUCAGUCCCCAGUUUGCAGACCCUCACCAACACUAGCUUCCACAGAAUAUUUGAUUAAAUUCAAUGCAAACUAGGUUAAAGCCUCAAGCUGACAGCUGAGUUGAAUCUUAAUCUAAAGUUAAUACUAAAAGAAGAGAAGUCUGGUGUUAUUUUGUAUUCUUCUUGUUAAGAACAAAUCCCAACAUUUAUCCUCCGAACAAGAAAUGCUUGUGUGUCCAGAACUCAUGCCUUUCUACACAGAACUCUAUUAUUGCUCAGAUUUGGUAAACGUCAGUUCAUUAUAACGAAACAUAUAAAUCGUAGUUUAUUUUUCCAUAAUGCUGGGGGGAUACCAGCAAGAGCCUUGAUUGUAUUAAUCCACUGCUUAAAAAUAUUUUUCCCGUUCUUCUUCUACUUCUGUUUAAAUAUAGUUUGAUUAGAAACUACAAGGCCCAGCGGUGGUAGGACAUUACGUUUUGAAACCAUAUAUUAAGGGUGCAUUUUUAAACAUUAACAUCUUCAGUAUGAACUUAUGAGUUUUGAGUUCAGUGCCACACAGAACGUACAGACAGUUGGACUGAUAUUGUUUUUUGUUAUACAUAUAUUGACGAUAAAAUACAGAA